This is a messenger RNA of Paramecium pentaurelia, 1880 nucleotides long. The record is from the annotation of a GenBank genome assembly. Lineage: Eukaryota; Ciliophora; Oligohymenophorea; Peniculida; Parameciidae.
AUGGAUUUCGAAUUCCCCUAAUUAUUAAACCCUACCGAUAACGAGCCUUUUAUUCUAGUUUCAGAAUCAAAAGACGUGUUAAAUAGUAAGUUAUUGACUGCUCGACAUGUAAGUCAAAGUGUUCGUGAAACUGGAGGAAAGUCUGAACUAGUUGUUAUUAAAGACUUUUUAUAGUAAUAUAGCUUAAAUAUAUUAAUAAAAUAGGGAUUUGACAAAACAGUCUCCAUUAGCCUAUGUUCCAGAUGCUGAAUCAUAAACUCUUGUUCAAAAUUUUAAUUCAUAAAAAUAAGAAUAUGAAAGAUAAGUUUAAGUACAAGUUAACUCAUUUAAAUAAUUGAAUUAAAAGUUAUAAGAAGGUUAUGAGAAUGCUUGUAAUAACAUUGUAUCUCAAUUGGUUGGUAAUGCACAAGGUGAGAGUAACAAUCUGUAAAGAGUAUUUGAUUCCUUAUAAACUGUUUUGAAAAGUGACCCAGAAUAAGAAGCUUCAAUUCCUAAGCCAAAUGAAAUUGUAGAUAAAGUAAAAUAAAAUUAUAAAAUUAAUAGAUUUCUGAAUUAAGAGCAGCUCCUGAAUUACCAGAAUAUUUGUUUGCAACAACAAAAAAAGUAAGAGCAUGGAGAAAUGCUCCAAAUGAAUUGUGUGUGUGGAAUAAAACUAAAGAAUAAUUUUAUAGAGAAAGUUUGGAAUAGAGUUUAAAUUAGAAUGUUUAGGAUAGAACUGAGUUAGCUUUAAAGUUUUGGAAUUCUUAAAUUAAGAAAUUAGGUGAUCAAUUAUUGAACAUUAUCUAAGAAGAUACUUCAAUUUAAUAAUAAAAUUUUGUAAGUUUAAAUAUUGAGACUGCUGAAGCAUUUGCAUUAUUAUUAAAUACAAUGAUAACUCCAGAAACAAGAAUAAUACUCCAUAUUGGAGAUUUUACAAUUGCUGAAUCAAAAUCUAUUGGAGAAUCCAUUUAAAAACUAACAAGUAUAUUGAAUUUAUAAAUUAAUUGGAGAGUAAAUGGAAAAGCAUAAGGUUUAUAACAUAUUGCUUAAGGUAUUAAUAUUAAUUGAAUAUAUCUAGCUAUUUCUUAAGCAGAACAAUUAAAAGUAUUGACAUUUUAAUUCUCAUAAUAAGUAUAAGCAAAUUCAGCCAAAGAAUUCUUUAAUGAAUUUAAGGAUGUGAAUUUACCUAAUUUAGAAGAAGUAAAUAUAUUGGCAGAAUAAUCAAAUGUUAAUUCAGCAGUCUAAUAUAUUUCAAAGGCUGUGAAAUCUGUGGGAGGAAGUUAAGUUACAAGAGUAUUAUUCAAUUUCAGGUAAAAUAUUUUACAUAAUAUAUAUAUAGUUAAUCUCAAAUAGACAAUAAAUCAGCUCAAUAAUUAGGAGAUGCCUUAUCCACUUAUAAAGGAGUUAAGAAGCUUACACUUAACUUUUCAGGAUACUCAUUAUAAAACAAUUCUAUUAAAGAUGAUGGUUUUAGUGGAUUAAUUCAACAUGUAUCAAAUUUUGCUGAAAGUCUUGUUGAAUUAACAAUUAAUGUUGGAAGAAACUAAUUAACUGAUAAUUCAUUGGUAGAUUUAAAUAAAUAAUUCUCUGCAACUAAAUGGGUUUCAUUAAAGAGUGUUAAUAUUAGUGUUCAUUAUAAUAAAAUUACAGAAUAAGGAGUUCGUAAAUUAGGGAAAGUAUUGAAAUAAUUAUUAUAAAUUUUUAGUUACUUCAUAAUUUACCUAUUCUAGUUAACCUUUAAUUGAAUUUGAACUCUACAGAAGUUAAUUACAAAGGUUUAAGCUUUUUAAUUAAUUAAUUGGGUCCAUAAGUAAAUGCUUAAAUUUAAGCCAAAUAAUCAAAUAUUAGUUAGGAAGAAGUAGUAGAAUUAGUUGGAAAAGUUUCAUCAUUGAGCAUUUGAU